Messenger RNA from Triticum turgidum subsp. durum (durum wheat), 900 nucleotides. NCBI's taxonomy places the organism in Eukaryota, Viridiplantae, Streptophyta, Magnoliopsida, Poales, Poaceae. The record is from the annotation of a GenBank genome assembly.
AUGGCGAAGCUGGGGCUAGCAGUGGGCACGUCGGCGAAGCUCUGCUUCUUCUCCAACAAGAGCGACGCGGGCUCGGGGAGAGCCACGCGCCUCGGAUGGAUCCUCUUCCCUGCAAAUCAUAGGUGCAGCAUGCUCCCGCUGCUCAACCCGGUGGAGUCCUCGUGGCAGCCGCACGACUUCCUGCCGUGCUCCGCCGCGGCACCCGGCGCGUCGGAGGAGGAGGCCCUGUCCGCCUUCACGGAGGGCGUGGCUGCGCUGCGCAUGGGAGCCGCCGGCGUGCCUGACGAGAUCCUGGUCUGCCUGGUGGGUAACAUGGAAAUGCUGGUGCCCAAGAGCCCGUACCACAGCGUGAUCUACGGCGCGUUCCAGGAGCGCGCGACCUUCGUCUCCCACGUGCAUACGGCGAGGCUCGCCGGGCAGCACGGCGACCAGGCGCUCGCCAAGAUCUGCGGCGUGAUUGCCGCCGACGAGAAGAGGCACGAGGCGGGCUACACCUGGGUGUGCGCCAAGCUCUUCGAGGUGGACCCCGACGGCAUGGUGCGCGCGCUUGCUCGCGUCAUGCGCGGCAAGGUCACCAUGCCGGGGCUGCUCAUGUCCGACGGCCGCGACGGCGACGCCGAUGGCAGCCUGUUCGAGCGGUUCUCCGCCAUGGCGCAGCGUGCCGGCGUGUACACGGCGAGGGACUACGGCGAUCUGGUGGAGCACUUCGUGCGCAGGUGGCGGGUGGCGGAGCUCGCCGGGCUCUCUGGAGAGGGCCGCCGCGCGCAGGAGUACGUGUGCGGGCUGCCGCCCAAGAUCCGGAGGAUGGAGGAGCUGGCACACCAGAGGGCGGCGGCCUGUAGCGAGCUCAGGCCGGCCCGCUUCAGUUGGAUCUUCGAUAGGCACGUCAUGGUGGGCUGA